CAGCACAGGAGUUGACUACACAGUUGGAAUUUACAUCAUACCUGUACCAAGGAAAUUUGGUACAUCAAAACUCCAAUGGACCCACGGCUCAGUGCCCAAGAUGUCCUGUGCUGUGACCUGUGUGAGACUCCUGUUCCUCCAAUGUACUGUGACUUUUGUCAUGUUAAACUCUGUAAGGCUUGUGUAGGGGAGCAUCUCUCUGAUUUAUCUAAAGAACAUAAAGUGGUGCCAUACAAACAAAAGGGAACUACACCUAUAUGUCCCACCCAUGCUGGAAAACUUUGUGAACUUCACUGUAAGGAAUGUGUCAUCCCAGUGUGUUCACUUUGUGUAUCAGACAAACAUAAAGGACACACAUUCAUGGGCAUUGUUCAGAUAUUUAAUGACAAAAAGGAAGAAAUGAAAAAUGAUAUUCAAGAAUUAGAAAAGUGUUUAUGUCCUAGAUAUGAAGAGAUUACAUCAGAAAUGAUUGCUGAAAAAUCAGUCCUUGAUGGAAAGUAUGGGAAACUGACAACAGCUGUCACCAAACAUGGAGAAGACUGGCACAGAGAAAUUAACAUCAUUGUCAACAAACAGAAAUCUGAAAUUGAUGAGAUGAAAACUAAACACCUGGCUGCUCUAAAUGAACAGGAAAAAGAAAUAAAAAAAAUUACUUCUGAAGUGAAACAGUGCAUAGUUGAUCUGAAGAAAAUACUGGACUCCAAUGAUAUCUCCCUAACCUCUGCAUACAAAUCCAGGAAUACUGAAUUCAGAAGUUUACCUCCUAAAGUCAACGUAUCAUUACCAAGUUUCUCUCCUAAUCAGAUCAACACAAAACAGCUCCAUCAAAUGUUUGGUUCUCUGUCAGCAUUAUCCAUUACAACAGAAAAACAUGGCUAUGCAAUGAAAACACCAGUAGCUGUAUCCUGUCCUCCAGUCAAACCACUGCUUGAUCAACCAAAGCUCAUCACCAUCAUAGACACUGGGUAUGACCGACUAUUCAGUGUUACCUGUCUCAGUGAUGAAGAAAUCUUGACAAAAGGAGAUGCCACAAUCAUGAAACUCUACAACCUCCAGGGCAAACUACUGAAGUCAAUCAAAACCAAGUCUGGGAACUCACCAGAGGACGUAGCAGUGACAAGGAGUGGAGAUCUAGUUUAUACUGACUGUAAUACAAGAACUGUGAACAUGGUGAAGAAUAAACAGAUACAGGAAGUGAUCAGACUAAAGGGGUGGAGACCUUACAAUGUCUGUAGUACCUCCUCAGGUGACUUCCUGGUUACCAUGAACAGUGAUGAUGGAGAACAAUCAAAAGUCAUCUGUUACUCUGUCCGUUAUUCUGGCUCCACAGAGAAACAAACCAUUCAGUUUGAUAGUGAAGGUAAACCUUUGUAUUCAUCUGGUAACUAUAUUAAAUUCAUCAGUGAGAACAGGAACCUAGAUAUUUGUGUGGCUGACUGGAGAGCUUCUGCAGUAGUGGUGGUUAACCAGGCAGGAAAACUCCGUUUUCGAUACACUGGUCAUCCCUCUACUACCAAGAGAAUUUUUGAUCCACGCGGCAUCACAACAGACAGCCAUAGUCAGAUCCUGAUAGCCGACCAUUCUUACAACUGUAUCCACAUCCUAGAUCAGGACGGACAGUUCCUCCGUUACAUUGAUAACUGUGAUCUACAGUCUCCAUGGGGUUUAUGUGUGGACACCAGAGAUAACCUCUUUGUGGCUGAGUGUUACAGUGGUAAAGUGAAGAAAAUCAAAUACAUGUAGACAA
This is a messenger RNA of Saccostrea cuccullata (small rock oyster), 1747 nucleotides long. Its product is annotated as tripartite motif-containing protein 2-like. The transcript is spliced from 2 exons. The record is from RefSeq and is a predicted model, not a curated record. Gene Ontology annotation, molecular function: ubiquitin protein ligase activity; protein binding; translation repressor activity. Gene Ontology annotation, biological process: negative regulation of translation; proteasome-mediated ubiquitin-dependent protein catabolic process; protein polyubiquitination. The coding region runs from base 76 to 1743 and encodes 555 amino acids. Lineage: Eukaryota; Metazoa; Mollusca; Bivalvia; Ostreida; Ostreidae.